CCAAUGGGCCUGUGUUUGGGGCCUGCAAAACCCAAUGGUGUGGCGGAGAAGGCGGGUCCGACAUGGGUUAGGGUGUCCUUGCAGGGUGUCUGAGCUAAACUUCACCAAAUAAUAGCUGUUUGUAUUUUGGCUGCUGCAGGAGCCAUUUUAGAAAUAAAGACCUUCCUUCAAUAGAUGAAAAUGAAAAUACAGAAGAAAGAGAAGCAGUUGUCAAAUUUAAAAGUUUUAAAUCACUCCCCAAUGUCUGAUGCCUCUGUCAAUUUUGACUACAAAUCCCCAUCCCCAUUUGACUGCAGCACUGAUCAGGAAGAGAAAAUUGAAGAUGUUACCAGGCACUGUCUGCCCCAGCAGGACCUAUACACUACUGAAGAAGAAGCUGACACCCUUUUCCCUAGGAAAGUGACAUCCUGCAAUGGGAUGGAGGACAGUGGAGGUGGAGGCACUGGAGUAAAGAAGAAAAGGAAGAAAAAGGAGCUAGGAGAGCAAGAGGUUGCAGCAAAGGGAAAUAAGGACAGGGAGCCCAAGCCAAAGAGGAAGCGAGAACCUAAAGAGCCAAAGGAACCCAGGAAGGCCAAGGAGCCGAAGAAGGCCAAGGAACCCAAGGAGCCCAAGCAGAAAGAUGGAGCAAAGAAGACUCGGAAGCCCCGAGAGGCCUCUGGCACCAAGGAGGCCAAAGAGAAGAGGAGCUGUGCUGACUCUGCAGCCAGGACAAAGUCCAAGAAGGCCAGCAAGGAGCAAGGACCAACCCCAGUGGAGAGAAAGAAGAAAGGAAAAAGGAAAAGUGAAACAACAGUGGAGAGUUUAGAGCUGGAUCAGGGACUGCCGAACCCAUCCCUGCGGAGUCCUGAGGAGUCCACUGAGUCUGCUGACAGCCAGAAACGACGCUCAGGUCGACAAGUGAAACGCAGGAAAUACAAUGAGGACCUCGACUUUAAAGUGGUGGAUGAUGAUGGGGAAACCAUCGCUGUUCUUGGAGCUGGCCGAACAUCUGCGCUCUCGGCUUCUACACUGGCUUGGCAGGCAGAGGAACCUCCAGAAGAUGAUGCAAACAUCAUAGAGAAGAUCCUGGCAUCUAAGACCAUCCAGGAGGUUCACCCAGGAGAACCUCCAUUUGACCUAGAGCUAUUCUACGUUAAGUAUAGAAAUUUUUCCUACUUACAUUGUAAAUGGGCUACAAUGGAAGAGCUGGAAAAGGAUCCUCGCAUCGCACAGAAGAUCAAGCGAUUUAGAAAUAAACAAGCGCAGAUGAAGCACAUUUUUACUGAGCCUGAUGAAGAUUUGUUCAACCCAGACUAUGUAGAAGUUGAUCGCAUUUUAGAGGUGGCCCACACAAAGGAUGCAGAGACAGGGGAGGAGGUAACACAUUACCUGGUGAAGUGGUGCUCCCUGCCAUAUGAAGAAAGCACGUGGGAGCUAGAGGAAGACGUGGAUCCUGCAAAAGUUAAGGAAUUUGAAUCUCUGCAGAUUCCUCCUGAAAUUAAGCAUGUGGAGCGGCCCGCUUCAGAUUCCUGGCAGAAACUUGAAAAGUCUCGCGAAUAUAAGAACAGUAAUCAGCUCCGCGAAUACCAGUUGGAGGGGAUGAACUGGCUUCUUUUUAAUUGGUAUAACAGGAAAAACUGUAUUUUGGCUGAUGAGAUGGGCCUAGGCAAAACCAUUCAGUCCAUCACAUUCCUUUCAGAAAUAUUCUUCAGGGGGAUCCAUGGUCCUUUUCUCAUCAUUGCGCCCCUCUCUACUAUCACCAACUGGGAGAGGGAGUUCCGGACAUGGACAGAGAUGAACGCCAUUGUGUACCACGGCAGCCAGAUCAGCAGGCAGAUGAUCCAGCAGUAUGAGAUGGUGUACAGGGAUGCACAGGGAAACCCCCUUUCAGGAGUCUUCAAGUUCCAUGUUGUCAUCACAACAUUUGAGAUGAUCCUAGCAGAUUGCCCAGAGUUGAAGAAAAUUCACUGGAGCUGUGUGAUAAUUGAUGAGGCCCACAGGUUGAAGAAUAGGAAUUGCAAACUUCUAGAGGGGUUAAAGCUGAUGGCCCUGGAACAUAAAGUACUACUCACCGGGACACCUUUACAAAACUCUGUGGAAGAGCUCUUCAGUUUGCUAAAUUUUCUGGAGCCAACACAGUUUCCUUCAGAGACUGCAUUCUUGGAGGAGUUUGGAGAUCUGAAAACAGAGGAACAGGUAAAGAAACUGCAGUCUAUCUUAAAACCAAUGAUGCUUCGGCGCCUGAAAGAUGAUGUGGAAAAGAACCUUGCUCCAAAACAAGAGACCAUCAUUGAAGUAGAACUGACCAAUAUCCAGAAAAAGUACUACCGUGCUAUCCUGGAGAAAAAUUUUUCCUUCCUAACUAAGGGAGCAAAUCAACACAACAUGCCCAAUCUCAUCAACACCAUGAUGGAGCUGAGAAAGUGCUGUAACCAUCCCUAUUUGAUCAAUGGGGCAGAGGAAAAAAUUCUGGAAGAUUUCCGAAAGACCCACAGUCCUGAUGCCCAUGACUUUCAGCUGCAGGCCAUGAUUCAGGCAGCAGGGAAGCUGGUGCUGAUUGAUAAACUGCUUCCUAAACUGAUUGCAGGUGGCCACAAAGUGCUCAUCUUCUCCCAGAUGGUGCGCUGCCUUGAUAUUCUCGAAGAUUAUCUCAUCCAGAGAAGAUACACCUAUGAGCGAAUUGAUGGGCGAGUACGGGGAAACCUGCGCCAGGCAGCCAUCGACCGAUUCUGUAAACCAGACUCAGACCGCUUUGUCUUUCUUCUGUGCACCAGAGCGGGAGGCCUGGGGAUCAAUCUCACAGCUGCUGAUACCUGCAUCAUAUUUGAUUCUGACUGGAACCCACAGAAUGACUUGCAGGCUCAGGCCCGAUGUCACCGUAUAGGCCAGAGCAAGGCUGUGAAGGUGUAUCGCCUCAUCACUCGGAACUCCUAUGAGCGGGAAAUGUUUGACAAGGCCAGCCUGAAGCUGGGCCUAGACAAGGCUGUCCUUCAGGACAUCAACCGAAAAGGCGGCACCAAUGGAGUACAGCAGCUUUCAAAAAUGGAGGUGGAGGAUUUGCUCCGGAAAGGUGCUUAUGGUGCUUUAAUGGAUGAGGAGGAUGAAGGCUCCAAAUUCUGUGAAGAAGAUAUAGACCAGAUUCUGCAAAGGCGAACUCACACCAUCACCAUCCAGUCCGAAGGGAAAGGGUCCACUUUUGCUAAGGCUAGCUUUGUGGCUUCAGGAAACCGGACAGAUAUUUCCUUAGAUGAUCCUAACUUUUGGCAGAAAUGGGCCAAAAUAGCUGAACUGGACACUGAAGCAAAGAAUGAAAAGGAAAGCUUAGUGAUCGACCGGCCUCGCGUAAGGAAGCAGACCAAACACUACAACUCAUUUGAAGAGGAUGAGCUGAUGGAGUUUUCAGAGUUAGACAGUGACUCAGAUGAAAGACCCACAAGAUCCAGACGCCUCAAUGACAAGGCCAGGCGCUAUCUCCGAGCUGAGUGCUUCCGAGUAGAGAAGAACCUGCUCAUCUUUGGCUGGGGCCGGUGGAAGGACAUCCUGACUCAUGGGCGAUUCAAGUGGCACCUGAAUGAGAAGGACAUGGAGAUGAUUUGUCGGGCCCUGCUGGUGUACUGUGUCAAGCAUUAUAAGGGGGAUGAGAAGAUCAAGAGUUUCAUUUGGGAACUAAUCACACCUACCAAAGAUGGACAGGCCCAGACCCUCCAGAACCACUCAGGAUUGUCUGCCCCAGUCCCUAGAGGGAGGAAAGGAAAGAAGAUGAAGAACCAGCUACUGCUCCCAGAACUGAAGAAUGCAGACUGGCUGACCACCUGCAACCCCGAGGUGGUCUUGCAUGAUGAUGGCUAUAAGAAACACCUAAAGCAGCACUGUAACAAAGUCCUUUUGCGAGUCCGGAUGCUGUACUACCUAAAAGCUGAAAUACUGGGAGAAGCAGCUGAUAAAGCAUUUGAGGGAACUCCUGCCAGGGAACUGGAUGUGCUUUUGCCUGACAUUGACUACAUGGAGAUACCAGUGGACUGGUGGGAUGCUGAGGCUGAUAAAUCUCUUCUCAUUGGCGUUUUCAAGCAUGGUUAUGAAAGGUACAAUGCCAUGCGAGCAGACCCAGCCCUCUGCUUCCUGGAGAAAGUCGGGAUGCCAGAUGAGAAGUCUCUUUCAGCAGAACAGGGUGGUACAGAUGGGACCUCAGACAUUCCUGACAGAGGCAACAUGGAUAAAGAAGACAAUACUGAAGACAAAUUAGAUGGCCUCCAGAAACAAACGGAAAAUUCCAGUGAUGGCGUUGAAGGCAUUUUUGGUGAAAAGAAGGAUGACAGCCAGGCAGCCCAGGAUAGCUCCGACCCAGACAAAUCACCCUGGCCAGUUUCAUCUGCUCUCACAGCUCGUCUCCGGCGUCUGGUCACUAUUUACCAGCGAUGCAACCGUAAAGAGCUCUGCCGACCUGAAAUCCUGGGACCAGGUAACCAAGGAUACUGGGUUCAAGAGGAGAUGUUCAGGAGAACCUCAGAAAUGGACCUCAUCAACAAAGAAGCCCAGAAGAGGUGGACCAGGAGAGAGCAAGCAGACUUCUAUAGAACAGUAUCAUCCUUUGGUGUUGUUUAUGAUCAAGAGAAGAAAACCUUUGACUGGACCCAGUUCCGCAUCAUUUCCCGUCUGGACAAGAAGUCAGAUGAGAGCCUGGAACACUAUUUUUAUAAUUUUGUGGCCAUGUGCCGGAAUGUUUGUCGUCUGCCCGCAUGGAAAGAUGGUGGUUCCCCUGAUGCCAGCAUCUACGUUGAACCCAUCACUGAGGAACGAGCUGCAAGAACUCUGUACCGCAUUGAACUGUUAAGGAAAGUCCGAGAGCAGGUACUCAGGUGUCCUCAGCUGCAUGAGCGUCUCCAGCUCUGCAGGCCCAGCCUCUACCUCCCAGUCUGGUGGGAGUGUGGGAAGCACGAUCGAGACCUCCUCAUUGGUACAGCCAAACAUGGGCUUAACCGCACUGACUAUUACAUCAUGAAUGACCCCCAGCUGUCCUUCCUGGAUGCCUACAGAAACUAUGCCCAGCAUAAAAGAACUGAUACUCAGGCACCAGACAGUCUCUGUUGUCUUUACCAGACCAACUCCAAAUUAUAUGAAUCUCUUACCUAUACUCAAAUGAGUAGGACUUCAGAGUCUCUUGAAAGUGAACCUGAGAAUCUGGUGAAAAUUGAAAACAGAGAUGAUCAUCUUGGUCUGUCUGGGGGCAGCUUUCCUGAUGUGACUUGUGACAACUUUAUUUCCAAAGUUCAGGAUGUUAUUUCUAUCAACCAUGAUGAAAGUCUGCUGCCUGAGUCCUUGGAGAACAUGAUGUAUGGUAAGAAGGUGCUCAACCGAGAGCCAGGCUCUUUUCAGGAAUGCCCAGUUAUCAAUACAGAAUCUAGAAAAGAUGCUGUUAACAUCUUGGCAAGCAAAAACACAAGCUGCCAGCCUGGUGACCAUGAGGCGGAAAUAGCUUCAGUCUCUGUUAUGGAUAGUUUAGAGGCAGGAGUAGCUCAAAUGAACAUUAAAAGUGGAAAACCUUCGUUGACACCUAUUUCAAAGGAAAGGGAGCGCUGCUGCAGUGAGGCAGGGCAGAGACCUGAAAGCAUAGGGCAGCUAGAAGCCAAACGCUUACCUUCCCCUGCCUUGGAUACAAGAAAUGAAAGUGGGUUUGUAGAUAUGUGCAGUCUCAGUGUCUGUGACUCUAAAAGAAAUCUCUCAUCAGAUCAGAAAUUAAUUGAUUUAUUAGAAAACAAAAGUUUAGAAAGUAAGUUGAUUUUGAGUCAGAACCAGAGUGAUGAGGAGGAGGAAGAAGAUGAAAAUGAGGAAGAAACUUUAGCCAUGGCAGCAGGCACAAGAGAAAAGCCAGAGAUUGUGCAUCUCACCAAGCCCACUGGUAAUGUCCCAAGGGAAAAGACCCAAGGCUUCCAUCUGAAUGAAGCCAAGAAAGGAAGCCUAGAGGUGGUGAGCCAGCCUCCUGGACCACCGAGGGCCUUUUCUCCAGCAUCCUGUCAUUGCCACUGUAAACACAUGGAAAGGUGGAUGCAUGACCUUGGGAAUGAUGAAUUUGAAGUGGAGAAACCCAAGGCUUAUAACCCAGUCCUGUACAGAAGCAAAGCCAAUAAUACCACAGUGGAAGGGGAGCCCACUGCUAUUCCAUCAGAGCCAUUUAAAGUGAAGCCUGAGCUUUUAAAAGAGGCUUGGAAAGAAAGUGCAGAAGGGAAAAAAGGUUUCUCUACAUAUGUUGCUGAAGGAAGUGAGCCCAAGUCGGAAGACAUGGAUUUUGAGAAUAAAGAUGAUUAUGACAGAGAUGGGACCUGCCAUAGUCAAGACUAUCCAGGGAAAUACUCUGAAGAGGAGAGCAAGAGCUCAGCAUCAGGUAUUGCAGGAGACCUUGGGGAUGACCCACAGGAGGCCCGUGCUCCCACCAUUGCCCAGCUGCUGCAGGAGAAAACCCUCUAUUCCUUCUCAGAGUGGCCAAAGGAUCGUGUGAUAAUUAAUCGCCUAGAUAGCAUCUGCCACGUGGUGUUAAAGGGGAAGUGGCCUUCCAGCCAGCAGUAUGAGCCCUCAGGCACACUGUCUGCUCCAGUCUUAGCCAACAGUGCUGGUUCUCGGAACAGCCUCUCAGAACCAGAAGUGGCAGGACACAGUUUGAGCAGUGGUGCCACACUGGCAGCUCAGGUCCAGAAGGAGAGCUUCUUAGCUCCAGUAUUCACAAAAGAUGAACAAAAGCACAGACGUCCCUAUGAGUUUGAGGUGGAGAGGGAUGCCAAGGCUCGGAGCCUAGAACAGUUCUCUGCCACCCACGGGCACCCCCCCAUCAUCCUCAAUGGCUGGCAUGGAGAGUCAGCUAUAGACCUCUCCUGCUCAUCAGAGGGGUCCCCAGGAGCCUCAUCCCCUUUCCCAGUGAGUGCCAACACGCCUAAGAUUGGGGCUAUCGGUUCACUUCAAGGAGCCCUUGGCAUGGACUUGUCUGGGAUCCUGCAAGCUGGUCUGAUCCACCCAGUGACUGGACAGAUUGUCAAUGGAAGCCUCAGAAGAGAUGAUGCUGCCAUGAGGAGGCGGAGAGGAAGACGGAAACAUGUUGAAGGAGGGAUGGACCUCAUCUUUUUGAAGGAACAAACACUUCAGGCAGGAAUCUUGGAAGUCCAUGAAGAUCCAGGACAGGCCACUUUGAGCACUACACACCCUGAAGGCUCGGGACCUGCCACCUCAGCCCCUGAGCCAGCAGCAGCAGCCAAUGGCCAGGCCGAGAAAGCCAUUCCCAGCAAGAGCUUGCUUGACUGGCUGCGGCAGCAGGCUGACUACUCCUUAGAUGUUCCUGGCUUUGGGGCAAAUUUUUCAGACAAACCAAAGCAGAGGAGGCCACGCUGUAAAGAACCUGGAAAAUUAGACAUCAGCUCUCUGAGUGGAGAAGAGAGGGUUCCUGCUGUCCCCAAGGAGCCAGGACUGAGGGGGUUUCUCCCAGAAAACAAGUUCAAUCACACCCUGGCUGAGCCUGUACUUCGGGAUGCAGGCCCCCGCAGGAGGGGGAGGCGGCCUCGGAGUGAACUCCUGAAAGCUCCAGCCAUUGUGGCAGACUCUCCCUCUGGAAUGGGGCCGUUAUUCAUGAACGGGUUGAUUGCAGGAAUGGACCUGGUGGGAUUGCAGAAUGUGAGAAAUAUGCCAGGCAUCCCUCUCACCGGGCUGGUGGGCUUCCCAGCUGGCUUUGCAGCCAUGCCUACCGGCGAAGAGGUGAAAAGCACCCUGAGCAUGCUGCCCAUGAUGCUGCCAGGCAUGGCUACAGUACCCCAAAUGUUUGGUGUUGGGGGACUCCUCAAUACUCCCAUGGCAACCACCUGCACGUCCACUGCUCCAGCUUCUCUCUCAAGCACAAUAAAAAGUGGUACGACAGCCACUGAAAAGACUACACAGGACAAACCCAGCAGCCAUGUUGUAAAACCAGACACAUUAGCUGAAGACAAGCCUGGUCCUAGUCCAUUUUCUGAUCAGUCUGAACCCGCAAUAACUACUAAUAGCCCUGUGGCUUUUAACCCGUUUCUCAUCCCAGGAGUGUCUCCUGGACUCAUUUACCCAUCCAUGUUUCUCUCCCCUGGUAUGGGCAUGGCUCUGCCAGCCAUGCAGCAGGCCAGACACUCUGAGAUAGUUGGCCUGGAGAGCCAGAAGAGGAAGAAGAAGAAAACGAAGGGGGACAACCCAAACCCCAACGCAGAGCCUGCUCCUGGCUGCGAAAGGGAGCCAGGCAGCGAUCAGAACUGCUCCGAAUCUAGUACCCCUUUACCCCCAGAGAAAGAACAUGUGGCACAGGUUGGAGAAGGGGGACUCAAAGACUCCAGUAAUGACACCAAUUAGAACUUUUUCGUUUAAGAAAUUAUUGUGACUUGUAAGUUUCUUAUCCCAUAAAGGUUUGUUACUUCCCUCACUUCACCUUCAUAAGAACCUAUGUUUCCAUAAGUAAUAUGACCUACCUAAUUUCCUGUUUGAGAAUUAUGGUAACAUGUUAAUAGUUGCAGGGUCUUGCCACUUUGUUAGAUAAGUGUCGUCUACCUAGUCUAGGAGGCACAGAAUUCUUAAUUCAGUUAUUCAGUCGUUCAUUCCAGCAGUUGUAGUUAAUACAGUACUUGGUGACACACCCUACCCCCUUCUCUUUCAAGUUUCCCACUUAUCUGGGGAAAAUGGCAAAAGAAAACUGUCCAGGAUUUACCAUUGAAGGGUUGGAGAACAGAUACAAAGAGGAGCUCUUUUUCUUGUGAGCUAGGUUGAAUAGGAAAAGUGUAGCAAGAAAACCAAAAAGCACAGAAAAAGGAAGCGCUGGUGUGUAUUUUUGAGUUAAAAUAUAGCCCUGUUUUAUCAUGAUUUCUGAGUGAGUAGUAUAGUCCGAAGUAUAUAACUAAUGGUUGAAAAUGCAUAUAUUGAUUUUUUUUUUUUUUUUUUGUACCAAGGAUUAAACUCAGGACCUUGCACUUGCAAGGC
Messenger RNA from Fukomys damarensis (Damara mole-rat), 8952 nucleotides. It is a transcript of the gene Chd6, whose product is annotated as chromodomain helicase DNA binding protein 6. Gene Ontology annotation, molecular function: protein binding; ATP binding; ATP-dependent chromatin remodeler activity. NCBI's taxonomy places the organism in Eukaryota, Metazoa, Chordata, Mammalia, Rodentia, Bathyergidae. Bases 175 to 8331 code for a protein of 2718 amino acids. The transcript is spliced from 37 exons. The record is from RefSeq and is a predicted model, not a curated record.